Molecule: messenger RNA, 1164 nt
Organism: Corticium candelabrum
Lineage: Eukaryota; Metazoa; Porifera; Homoscleromorpha; Homosclerophorida; Plakinidae
Product: zinc finger MYM-type protein 1-like
Exons: 1
Coding region: 485-1066 (193 amino acids)
Molecular function (GO): protein dimerization activity
Source: RefSeq, a predicted model, not a curated record
CAAAUAUUUGACUUUUAGCUUUCUUUGAUUUGUAACCCUAUUGUCCAAUGUUCAGAAUCAGAUGCUAAAUGAGCUACUGACCUAGAAAAGAAUUAGCGCGCUUUAUGCUUACACCCGGUCAGUGGAAUUAGCGCACGUUAUGUACGAACACGUGGCUUAUAAUGACUGAAGCACAUACGAAGAAGGCUUCCCGGAAACGGUCAGGAAACAGCAGAAAUGAAACAAUUCUGACUUUCUUUCAGCCCAAGAGGUUUGUGAAAUUGUGACUGGUGUGCUCUUGCUGUCUGUACUAGCUAGCUAGUAACUGUAGGAUGUCACCAGGUCGAGGGCAGAUUCUCCCAUUUCAGUUGGUACAGAAGGGCAUGUGAUUACGGAUUCCGAAUCGGCGUCUUCGGACAACGUAGUGGACCUUGGUGAUCUUUCCCAGUCGAGGCGCCGCAAUCGAGUCAGCCAUCAGCCAACACGUCUAGAUGAGUACGUAAUAAUGGAAACGACCGGCAGGCAACCAGUUAUUUCAGAGGACGUCGAAACCUAUGUUAGAGUUUCCGUCUACUACGAAGUGCUUGACUCAAUCAUAGGAGAAAUGAAGCGCCGAUUUUCCCAUGAGACUCGUCCACUGAUAAGGGCAUGUAGCGCUUGCAUGCCUGGAUCAUCUUUUCUCAAUGCAACUACUAUGCAGCCAUUGAUUGUCCACUACAAGCUAAAUUUUGAGGACAUUUCUGUGCAAGCCGAAGAAUGCAAACGGUUUCUUGCAAGGAAGAAGGAUGUAAACUCUUUAUCUGACGUCUUACACCAUCUCUUGCCAGUCAAAGAGGCGUUUGUAGAGUUGUAUAAACUUCUGACCAUAGUGUUGACUAUGGGUGUGUCAACAGCAUCUUGCGAACGCUCGUUUUCGUGUCUGAAGAGGCUAAAAAGCUAUCUUCGGGCCGGUAUGGGUCAAGAUCGGUUAAACAGUAUGGCUUUGCUUGCAAUAGAGAGAGACCUCUCUGGAAAAAUAGACAUUGACGAAGCAAUUGAGUUAUUUGCUAGAAUAGACAAGAACAGGAGAAUUAAGUUACUAAAGUAGAUUGCUGUCUAUAGUGUAAAAACCGCACAGUGUGAGAGCUCUUCAGGAAGUACAAUAUCAACUCUACGAAAUACUACUCGCCGUCUACAGUGCAAAUG